UUGCCCUAGCAAGCGCACGCACAAUCACAAUAUCUUAUGGUGGUGUGUAAAUUUAUUUUGAAAUUCGUUUUGUGCAUUUUUUCGAAAUAAAAUACCGUCAUCAGAUUGGCUGGCAGAAAUAAUUCGUUUUCAUUUUAUAAAAUUAUAGGCUAAAAUCAACCGAAUUAUACAGCAUAUUUGUGGAUUUCCUCUUUUAGUUAUUCAAUAAACUUGUAUUCUGAGGUCUAGUAAUAAUAAAAAUAAUAAUAUCAUGUCAACCGUCGCUAUGCCAACUAGUGCUUAUCAAACAGCUACUCCCGAAAACCCUCCACAAAUCUUAACUCCAUUAUCUGGUGGCGGUGACGUACCUGAAGGAGAACCAGUGCAUUUAGAAUUACGAAUUGCUCCUUCGGGUGACUUACAAGUACAAUGGUUUAAAGAUGGUGUUUCAUUAAGCGCAGGUUCUCGUUACAACACUAUGUUUGAACGUGGUUUAGUGUCACUGGAUGUUAUCUAUACAAUCCCAGAGGACAGUGGUGCAUAUUUUUGUGUUAUUUCAAAUCCAUAUGGCCAGGCCCAGAGUGAAGCAGUGAUUGUAAACGUAAUCCCUGAGAUUGAUCCGAGUCAAGAUUACAUGGAUGCACAGUCUGCUGAUCUUUAUCAAGCAACUAGUGCACCGAUAAAAGAAUAUGAACGUGAUCAGCGAAGUCAACCAAAAAGUGCACCACAAUUUACUCAUCAACCGGUGAUUAGUAGUAGUGAUGUUCUUGAAGGCGAGCCAGUCAGAAUAGAAGCAUAUUUGAAUACAACAUGUGAUUCAACACUACAAGUUGAUUGGAUGCAAAAUGGAAAACCAGUUGGUACAGGAAGCCGUUUCAACGCUGUUCUCGACAGAGGUUUAGUCGUUCUGGAAAUCGGGUACUGCUUAGCUGAAGAUAGUGGGUUGUAUGUCUGUGUAGCUACAAAUGCACUUGGCCGUACGGAGAGCCAACCUGUGGAAUUGAGAUGUCAGCCAGAAGAACGAAUUGUUACCAAAUCAAUUCUGGAUCAACAAUCUAUAAAUCAUUUGAAACAAUUAGAGGAACCUGGAGAGGAUUAUGAUUACGUGAUCAACUCAACUGUUCAGGGCGUACCCCCGUCUUUCAAAUCGAGUUUAGAACCUUCUUCAGUCCAGGUGAAUGAAGAUGAACCCGUAGUGUUUUCUGUACCUGUCGAUUGUGGAAACGGAGAUCGUAUGGUUAUUGAGUGGAAACAUGAUGGCCAAGUUGUUAAAACAGGUUCUCGAAUCACAGGAAGUUUAGAACUUGGGAUAGCCAGUUUGAAAAUUCAUUAUGCUCAACCGAGUGAUACAGGCGUAUACACUUGUCAUGUCUCGACAGAACAUGGAUCAGCUGACUGUGGUCCUUCCAACUUGUUAUGUGAAGCUACUGGAAGUAUAAUUGCUGCAAGUCAACUUCCAGGUGAUAAGGAAAAAGGUCUUCUGGCUAUUGAAGCCAUAGAAGCAAACCUACAUGCACCGCGUGGUACUGUAUGGGAAGAUGAUAGUCCACACGAGGCACCUGUUAUUAUUCAACAACCACAAUUCGUUGGUGAAAUUGAGGAAGGGACAGCUAUUCAUUUCGAUGUUCAGGUAGAGCCGGCUUCUGAUCCUUCACUCAUUGUUGAAUGGUUUAAAAGUGGCAAUUUAUUAACAAGUGGGACAAGAUUUAAAGUUGCUUAUGAAAGAGGAUUGGCUACUCUAGAUCUUUUGUAUACUGUUCCUGAAGAUAGCGGUGAAUAUUGGUGUUGUGUAGCGAAUAAAUCUGGUCAUGUGGAAAGCAAUCAUAUAGAAGUCUUAUGUCAUGCUAGUGCAUCUGUAAUUACACACAGCAAUCUUCUACAAGGUUCAGAAGGUUACAAUUUAAUCAAGGCUAUUGAAGAAGUUGAACAACCAGACGGUGAUGCAUACAGGUAUAUAGAAGACGAAGAAGUGGAUUCAGCUCCAAACUUUGAUGUAAAGCCUCAACCUGCUACAAUAGGUGAAGGUUCUCCAGUGAAAUUUUUAGUACGUGUCAGUGGUAAACCAACACCACAGUUGACUUGGUAUUUAAAUGAUGAACCAAUUGAACAAGAUUCAAUUACAAAAAUUUAUAGUGAUGGUGCAAUAAACUACUUAGAAAUGAAUCGUUGUCCAGCUUUACAAGGAACUAACAAAUUACAUGUGAUUGCACAAAAUGAACUAGGGAAAGCUGAAGCUGAAACAAUUCUUACAGUUGUAUUAGCAGAAGAUUUCAGACCGGAUUUAAAACAUGUUAAACCAGAAAAUCCAUACAAAAAGAUGGUUGGAUUGCGUAAAGUGGAUUGUUCUCCAGAACUGAAUAAAGCUUUGACAAGAACUAAACCAUCUGCACAAACAAUUAUGGAAAUGGAAAGAGGCUCAGAAAUGAAAGCACGCAUGUAUCGUUCACCGGAAGUAGUUGAAGCGGAAAAAAUGUUGGAUCAACUUGCUUCAAGUUUGAGAAAAUCUGAAGUCAAACGACCUUUAGUAAAUGGUAGCCACCAGAACGAUGAAGCUUAAUUCUGACACGAAAUUACCAAACACAAACUCGUUUGGAUAGCAUUGGAAUACAUUGACAAUCAUAUUUAAAGUUAAUAUCAAUUAAAUUAUUCUAUUUAACAAAUGUUCAUUUACUACAUCAAAUAAAUUUAUGAAUAAUCAAAAAUUUUUGGCAAAUCUUGGUGCAUUUCACAAAACAAAAUUGAAAGAUAAGCAUCAAUUAAAACAUUCUACACAAACAAUCGAUGUUAUCAUCAUGUAUUUAUAUUAUUUACGUUAAGCUUAUCUAAUGUUCAAUCUUUCUUCUUCAACACUGACUUUCAGUAGCGUUGUCUUUUCGUCAUAUUUAAUUCGAAACAUUUAUUUAAGUCAUUUUAUUGUGCUCACAAGCAAAUAUUGACAUUUAACAUUGAAUAAUACAAUUUUUCAACUAUUAAUUAACUGGUUGGUUUAUUGUUUGUGCUAAAUGUUACAACCAUAGCUUUAUUAUUCAUUCUUAUAAUUAUCUAGUGAAGUAAUUUCAGCCAAUCACAUUCAUAUCAAAACACAAGCAUUUAUUUCGAAUAAUAAGAAAUUUAUUUAAUAAUAGUGCUAAUAAUCUUUUAAACAGUUAAAAGUUGAAUAGAUUAAUAGCAUUAUAAUGCAAUGAUUUAUGUCCACAUUUAAUUGAAACUAAUUGUGAAUAACCCAAAAAACAAGUUUAUGCGUGAAUUUUGACAAUAACAAUUAAUAGUAAUGAAAAUUUAAUCUUCAUAUGACAUGCAUAUUUAAAAUGUUCAAUUUCUUGUUAGAAUGUUAAUUAUUUAACAGUUUUUCUUUGAUUUUGCUUUGGUUCAUGGAAAGAAAAAAGAUGAAAUGUAUUAUCAUCAAUAUAACAUUUACUUUUUUACUAAACGCAUGUCACUUGUUAAACUAAUCACAAAUAGUUUAUUAAUAAUGAUAAAACAUUUACUUGAAGACAUUCGUUCUACGUCUAGCAUUAUAGAAACUCUUCUCGGCAUGUUUUAGAGUAUUAAAAGUAUUCACAUAGUGAGAAUAUUAUGAAAACGAUAUAAGUGUAGUAAGAUGUUGGGACUUUGUAGUCGAAUGUAAUGUGAUGUAUUCAAAGAACUAAUCCGGUAUAUUUAUCCUUAACAUUAGACGCAUGUCUCAAAU
This is a messenger RNA of Schistosoma turkestanicum, 3670 nucleotides long. NCBI's taxonomy places the organism in Eukaryota, Metazoa, Platyhelminthes, Trematoda, Strigeidida, Schistosomatidae. The record is from the annotation of a GenBank genome assembly.